This is a messenger RNA of Sycon ciliatum, 2501 nucleotides long. Its product is annotated as tRNA pseudouridine synthase Pus10-like. Gene Ontology annotation, molecular function: pseudouridine synthase activity; RNA binding. Lineage: Eukaryota; Metazoa; Porifera; Calcarea; Leucosolenida; Sycettidae. Gene Ontology annotation, biological process: tRNA pseudouridine synthesis. Bases 204 to 2018 code for a protein of 604 amino acids. The record is from RefSeq and is a predicted model, not a curated record. The transcript has 20 exons.
GUGUUCAAAACAUCGUACAGUGUUGAGUUUGUCCUUUACAUGAUCUCGCCGAAAGUAGCUUCAUCUUGGCUUGCAUGAGGCUUGAGCCUUUUUGUACUUUUUUGUAGAUUGCUGGAGCAGCUGGAAAUGCUGGAGAGAAAUUUCCUAAGAGAUAGUACUUAUUGACUAGCUAUAAUAAACAUCGAGACGUUGGAUUUUGAAACAUGUCACUAACACGCGAGAAGAAGCGAGAGCUAGUAGCCUACCUGCAAUCCGUUGGCUGUUGUGAACGGUGCAUGCUCCGUUUCUUGAAGGUCUACCUUCCGUCAAGCUACAUGAAUCCCACGCUGACGCUGGAAGCACUGACGAAACCCAGUGGUGAGACAGCAGAGGCACCGGAACAAACGGCGGCUGGCGGAAGCCCGGCUCUGGACAAUGUGUCAACAAACGGUAAUGGUUCUGCUGCAGCUGGUGUAGACGGCUCAUCUGCUGCUGAUAACACGGCCAGCGCUAAACCCAGUGCGGAUGAUGCUCCAUGUGCUGUACCCACAUCGCUGGAAGGCAGCGAUCCUAGUGGUGUCGGCGACACUGAACCUGCUGCCAAAUACAGACGGAAUGUUGCUGGAGACCGCGAGGCAGCGUGUGAUCCAGUCGAUGCGCCCCAGCGGUCUGCACCAGCCACCAAUGAUGGCCAAACAGAGUGCAGCAUGGAAGUACAAGAAGCAAGCAAUGGAGCGCCUGCAGAAUCAACACAUAUAUCUAGUGCUUCGUCGUCGAUAUGCUCAUCGUGCCUCGGCGUACUGCAGGAUUCAUGGCUAGAGAAUAUGGUUGGUCAGGUUCACUCACAAGUCGUCAAGGAUGGUUAUCAGUUCAGUUCGUUUACAUUCUCUGUGUUCUUCCCACUGGCAUCUCUUGUGCGAGAGCGGGCACUUGUUGCAGCUAUUGCCGAUGAAUUUAAAACGGAGGACGGCGUUCCACAGGUGAAAGAAGUUCUGAAGUGGGUGGCUAGUCCUCAGCUGCAGAAACACCUUGGUGUUGGAUUUUCCCUGAACAGUCCGUUUCAGAUUGUCAUCGCUGUGGAGCAUCCUGAGAGUGAGCAGCUGGUCAGCGUACUAGCUGACAAGUGCCCAAAGUACUUUCCUGGCCUAGCCCGCAGCAGAGCCAAGACAACAGCUGCAGCAGUGAAUGUGACAUCGGUCACCAAAGCACUUCAGGCGGCAUCUGACGAGGACGUGAAAAGCUGGUACACGUGUCCUCUUGCACAGCCGACAGCACAUGCAACAUUGUCCCCUGUCUCUUGUCAGCAUGGCUCUAUCUACAUUGCUGGUCGCUACUGUAAAUAUUCCCGUGAGCUGAGUCAAACCCCGUGGCUGAUCGACGGCCAACGGAAAACGGAGACCUCCGUGCAGGAGAUAAUCUGUGAUCCGCUGCAGGCCGAGGCAAAAGCAACAGAUGUCAAGUUCUGCUCUUCUGGUCGAGAGGAUGUCGAUGUCAGAAUGUUGGGCAAAGGGCGUCCGUUCUGCGUGGAACUGGUGGAUCCCAAACGGUCUGUCAUCUCGGAAGAACGUGUUGCUGAACUUCAGUUGACCAUCAACAACAGUAGCAAAGACGUGCAAGUGCGGGAUUUGCAGAUGAUUGAUAAGUCGGGAAUAGAGCAUAUGAAGGAAGGUGAAGCCGACAAGAUUAAACUUUACCGAGCGCUCAUACUUGUUCCCGGUGGAGUUUCAUGUGUUGAACUCGGACCCAUCUCAGACAUAAAGGAGCUGGUACUGAACCAGAAAACACCACUCCGCGUGCUACACAGGCGUACACUGAUGGACCGGCAACGCACUGUCCACAAAAUGUCAAUUGAGCCUGUCGACGACCGCCACUUUCACUUGUUCCUCUCCACCCAAGCCGGAACCUACAUCAAGGAGUUUGUUCACGGCGACAUGGGACGCACCACCCCGAACCUCGGCUCUCUGCUUCAGGCCAGUGUGGAUAUCAUCGAGCUGGAUGUCAUGGGUGUUGAACUGGACUGGCCUCCAGCACUAAGCUGAUCCAUUGAGUGCCAUCAUGUGAGCUCGCCCAAGGCAAUACCUUGCAUAUGGAUGUGUUUCAGCAUGGCAACAGGUCCCUGCUUUCUGGCAGCAGUAUCCAUGAGUGCUAUUGCAUGAAGACAAGCUGCAAAUUCCACCCCCACAAGCAGCAUUGGGCCCCGCCUAGACAUGCCAUUCUGCUGUCCUUUUGCACAUUCAGGGCAUAUUGAGCUUUCAUCAGAUCUUUCUGCAAUAUGAUUUCUUGUUUUGUCGGUACUGUAAUCAUACCGUUGCGCUCAGUGAUUUCAUAUUCUAUCAGUGUACAUGUACGCUAGCUUGAUGCUAGCUACUGCAUGCUUCAGAUCAGAUAGUAGCACAUAAUAUGCUGGAUUGUGAACUAGAGUACAGUAGGUUUGUUUCACUCCAGUGGUGGAGUUCAUGGUACUGUGAAUGCAAGGAGUAUCUCACAAACGUUGAAAGAAAAGAACCGAACUUUUCAGCUCA